Centropristis striata (black sea bass) is the source of this 3401-nucleotide messenger RNA. RefSeq names its product indoleamine 2,3-dioxygenase 1 (gene ido1). Gene Ontology annotation, biological process: 'de novo' NAD+ biosynthetic process from L-tryptophan. The coding region runs from base 114 to 1373 and encodes 419 amino acids. The record is from RefSeq and is a predicted model, not a curated record. Gene Ontology annotation, cellular component: cytoplasm. The transcript has 10 exons. Lineage: Eukaryota; Metazoa; Chordata; Actinopteri; Perciformes; Serranidae. Gene Ontology annotation, molecular function: L-tryptophan 2,3-dioxygenase activity; heme binding; indoleamine 2,3-dioxygenase activity.
UUGACAGUAGCCUUAAAGAGCGCUCAGGGCCGGAGUCCAUACAGGUUGGGGUCUCUUGAAGCAUUCAGAUAGUCAGAGUUAGUGACUGUUAGUGGGUUUCUGUUUCUUUUCCGAUGGCUGCUGCUGAAUCAGACUCCAAAUCUCUUUUCUCUCUGGACUCCUACCAUGUCUCUGAGGAGCUCGGCUUCAUCCUCCCUGAUCCUCUGGAAGAGCUUCCACUUUUCUACCAGCCAUGGAUGGAUAUUGCUCUGCAAGUCCCAGAGCUUGUGCACUCUCAUGAGUUGCGCUCCCACAUUAACAAGAUGCCGCUGCUGAGCAGCCAGUUUCUGCAGAAACACCGGGAGUUACGACUGGCCCACCUGGCCCUCAGCGUGAUGACCAUGGGCUACGUCUGGCAGGAGGGAGAGAACAACACAGUGGAGAUGCUGCCACAGAGCCUGGCGGUCCCAUACUGGGAGGUGUCACAGCGCUUAGGACUUCCUCCAAUUCUCACCCAUGCAGAUGCAGUGCUGGCUAACUGGAGGAAGAAAGAUCCAGAGGGACCUUUUGACAUGAAGAACCUGGAGCUGCUGGUCACCUUGCCAGGUGGAGACAGCGUGCGAGGUUUCUUUAUGGUUACUCUGCUGGUGGAGCUGGCAGCAGUCCCUGCACUGAGGAACAUUCCCACUGUGAUCAAUGGUGUCAGGAGCGGAGACAGCGAGGCUGUAGCCAGAGCUCUGGAGGACACCAGUCAGUCUUUACAGGACAUGACUGAUGCACUCAAACUGAUGCACGCGUAUGUGGAACCUUCGGUCUUCUACGGCAUUAUGAGGAUCUAUCUGUCUGGCUGGAAAGACAACCCCUGUAUGCCAAAUGGAUUGGUUUAUGAAGGGGUCCAGGUGGAGCCGAUGGAGUAUUCAGGUGGGAGCGCUGCACAGAGCAGCCUGCUGCACUGCUUUGAUGAACUUCUGGGGGUCAAACACGAAGCAAAAAGUGGUGCCUUUCUAACCCGCAUGAGGAACUACAUGCUACCUGCACACAAGCAGCUGAUCCAGGACAUCUCGAUGCAACCCUCGCUCAAGAGUUUUGUCCAGCAGAAGGCCAGCGAACGGCUGAACCAGGCCUUUGAGCACUGUGUCACAAAAUUGUUGACUUUGCGCAACUACCACAUCAAUGUAGUCAGCCGCUACAUCACUGUACCUGCUGCCCGUGCCAGGCAACUUCGAAACCAGAGCCAGGACUCAGGCGGGGAGGUGAUCAGCAGAGCACCCACAGCGUUAGAGGAGAGGGGCACCGGGGGCUCUGGCAUCAUGUCCUUCCUUAAGACUGUGCGGGACAAAACAAAAGACGCCUUGCUGCAUGAGACAAGCAAAGAAAUGAAGCACCACAGCUGAUGUGAGUUGUGAAAACUGAGGAUAUACAGCAGACUGUCAACUACAUAACAAAACGCAGGCUUAUCAUAUCAUGAAGAAAUAACUUUCUCAGUACUUGUGCACAUACAUUUGGGUAUCUCAGACAAUCCACAAAUUGUGAUAACCCACCAAGUUCUUUGUGGGAUUUCUGGGUUGUCACAGUCAGAAUUGGCUCCCCAUCCUAUGUUAAAUACAUACACACGUUUGCCCAUAAAGUUGGAAUCAUUUUGUUUUCAGACACAAUCCUCUGUUAAUUGUGGUUUCAUUUUCAUUGUGAUCUGUUUAGAAGAGAUUGAUUAAUACAGAUUUGAGAAGAUAUACACGUUAUCUGUCAAAAAUAAAUCACAUUGUCACAAUCAUUUCAUGAAAAGAGGUAAAAAAAAAAAGUAUUCCAACUUUAUAUGCGACCGUGUAUAAGGAUACCACCUCCCUCCUAAACAUUACCUGAGAACUGCCAAGGCAAAGCAUAUUUUUCUGGGCUUUUUCGCGAGGUGGACUUAAAAAUACAGGAAAUAAAACAAAGCGUUUCAUACAGAAGGUGAAUCCAGGUAUAUUCAAACAGCCAAUAUGAGAAAAAUAUUGUGUUUUUGAUUAUUAAAGCAUUUUAACAUGUUCAAGUAGAAACCAAGAAUGCAACCUGAAAAUUAUCAUAAUGCCACCUUUAACACACUAAUUUAAAUGUCAUUAAACUGAUGCCUUGUGGCAGAAUGAGAGUCAGAGGCCUCCAUCGCUCGUCUUUCAUGUAGCUUUGUGUCUGUAAAUGAACCUCAGUUUAAUAGACAUGAGUGAUAUCCGUCAUUCAGUCCAAACCAUAAUUCAAAACAUUGCUGUUACUUUCCCUGAAAUUCAACCACUAAUUCCAUCUUCAAUGUGGACUGGAAUGCAAAAAAAAACAUGCAUCAUAUCUGCUCCAGACCCACGUAUCUAGAGGACAUUUGGACAUUAGACAAGAGAAGUCAUUGCUAAACCCACUUACUAUUUGGAAAGUGAAUUUGAGUUUCAGUUAUAAUGCAGUUUAGAAAUAUAAAGAAGGUUUGACUUCUGAAGAUGUAGCAACGGUUAUUUUAACGUCUCUGUUUUACCCACUAUGUUACUGGUUUAAAAGUAGGAAUAAUAAUUGAGAGAAGCUGUCAAAAAUGAUAAUGUGAAAAAAAUCAAAUACUGCAAUACCUUGUGAAACCAUGGUAGGGCACUAAAGGGUCGCAUUAUAAUUCACAUCAAAAUAUUUCACAAGGUUUGCCUUUCAAAAAGCUAAAACAGUGGGCAAUACCUGCAGGCAUGCAGGCCACUGAUUUAGCCUUGUCACAAACAAAACGCACCUGAUGAAAUAAUGUAUUCAUCAUUAAUAAUAGUAAUUUGAAGAGGUGUGAAAAGCACAACCUGCCUGACACACUAAAGUAUCGACAGGCUGGAACCUGACCUUUCUCAGAAAAUAAUAAGCCUUUGUUGCGUCUUUACAGCGAACUGUGUCCUCACAAUGGGGUUGUCAUGUCAAAGUACAAUGCACAAUGCAGUGCAGAGAUGCAUCACUUAUCAGAGUGGUUACCUCAGCACUCCUGCCACCCUCCUCCAGCCCACAUCCAGCCCUCACAUGCCCCGCUAUACUUCCUGGACGAAGAGUGUGGAAAACCCAGAGCAAUGAAGGGAUGGAUUGUGCCAUGAAUGGCUCACGCUGUGUAAUCUUCACCUUUGCUGGCACGUCUCCAUCGGUGUUUCAUUACAAUAACAGCCCUGCAAGAUCAGAUAAGGCAGACGAUGUGGCAAUUAGACAUGACAAUUCCCCCCAACCUGAGCGAUCUAUUUUAUCUUGCCCUCUUUCUUCUCACAUGCUGGGUAGCAGGGAAGACAAUGGAAGAGCAAAUGAGAAAGAAAACAAUUACACAUGAAGCCUGGCGAGAUUUUAGUGUGAUUGAUGUUAAAGGUUUUUGGAGUGUGUGUAUGAAGACGGAUGUUUUAAGCUGUUUUAUUGUGAUUGAUGUACAGCAAACACAUUAAAAAGUGUAGUCACUG